AUGUUGAAAUCUUUAUUUAGCGCAGGUUUGCAGACGCAAGCGGUCAGACUUACAAGGACGCAUUUGGUUCCUUUGGGUCAAUUGGGCCGUGUGGGUGGUCUAAGUGUUCCCAAGGUGACUGUUCGUCAGUCUUUGAUGAUGUCUGGCUCUUUGACAAGACAGUUCCAUACGAGUUUUGCUCGCUUCAAAGACGAGGAGCCCGUUGCGGAGUCCAAGGUGCUUGUCAAGCGUGAAAAAACCUCGUUUUGGACAGAGACUGCCGUUGGCCGUGUUUUGAAGUUGUUUGUGAUCACCUCUGGUGUUGUUAGUGGAUCGGUUUUGUUGCUUCUUGCUGCAUUCUUCGUUUACGAUUACACCACCUACACCCCUCCAGAAAUUAUAGAUAACUUGCUGGUUCCAGAAAGCGCUUUGAAUCCUCCUCGUGGGGGUCCUGAAAACUUGCCGAUCUUGACAGAUCAUCUUGACACCUUCGACAACCCGGCCAAGGAGCAGCUCAGAAGAAAGCCGCACUUGGUGGUGCUGGGAUCCGGCUGGGGUGCUGUCGGUAUGCUCGGCAACCUUGAUAAGAACGACUACGACGUGACAGUGAUCUCGCCAACCAACUACUUUCUGUUCACGCCGAUGCUCCCGAGCGCGGCCGUGGGAACUUUGGAGCUCAAGUCAUUGAUGGAGAGUAUUCGGCACAUUGUGCGCCGUGUGAACGGCCACUACUUAGAAGCCUCCGCAGAAAAAGUGUUGUUUAGUGAAAAGCUCAUCAAGGUCAGAGUCAAGGGAUCUGGCCAGGAGUUCUACGUCCCUUACGACAAGUUGGUCAUCGCUGUGGGGUCCACAGCAAACACUCACGGCGUGAAAGGUCUGCAAUACAGCAACCAACUGAAAAUCGCCGAGGAUGCCAUGGAGAUCCGUCGGAAAAUCGUCACCAACUUAGAAACUGCAUGUUUGCCAACCACCUCGGACGAAGAGAGAAAAAAACUACUGUCAUUUGUCAUUUGCGGUGCCGGACCAACAGGAGUUGAGAUGGCUGCCGAAAUUUUCGACUUGAUGAACGAAGAUCUUACUAGAAGUUUCCCAAAGAUCCUUAGACAGGAGAUUUCCAUCCAUAUUAUUCAGUCCAGAUCGCAUAUCCUCAACACCUACGACAAGACCAUCUCCGAGUUCGCCAUGGGCCGGUUCGAGCAUGACCAAAUUGACCUGCUCACCAACUCUAGAGUGAGAGAAAUCUUGCCAGAUCAAGUGAUCUUUGACCAGAAAAACUCAGACGGCACCCUCGAAACUAAGAGCGUUCCGUUCGGACUGUGUUUAUGGUCCACUGGUGUGGCCCAAAACCCGCUCGCUCAACAGGUGGUGAAGGAUCUGUCUGCGUACCAGAAAAACAAGCGAGCUAUCGAGACAGACGCGCAGCUGCGUGUUCUUGGAGCACCUUUGGGCGAUGUGUAUGCCAUUGGUGACUGCUCCACUGUGCGUACCGAGCUGGCAGAGCAUUGCUCCGAUUAUGUGAGAAAGUACAUCAUUGGCUCGCAGUCUCCGCAGUUUGUCAAGUCCCGCCAUAUUAUCACAGACGAUGACAUCAAGCACGUGGACCUGACGUAUUUCGAGCUCAAACAGCUGUGCAACCAGAUCUCGCAGCAGAACCCACUUGCAGCGGGUCCGCUCGGUCUUGUGGAGGAGCUGAUCCCCAAAUACGACGCCGAAAAGCGCGGAAGACUCACUUUUGACCAGGUCAAGCUCCUCAUGAAGGAGGUGGACUCGAAGGUCACCUCGCUGCCAGCCACCGCCCAGCGUGCUAACCAGCAGGGUAAGUAUAUGGGCAAAAAACUGUCGAAGCUGCGCAAAUCGUCAACGACCCUAUCAAUUAAUGACAUUGUGGACGGAGACAUUGACAAUGCCAUUGCUCGUCCUUUCAAAUACAAGCAUUUGGGCUCCCUGGCUUAUAUCGGAAACUCGGCUGUGUUUGAUCUUCCAGGAUACUCUUUUGUGGGAGGCUUGAUUGCCGUCUAUCUGUGGAGAAGUAUUUACUUUGCCCAGAGUGUCAGUUUCAGAACCAGAGUGCUGUUGUUCAUGGACUGGCUCAAUAGAGGAAUCUUCGGAAGAGACAUCCUGACCGUUUAA
Molecule: messenger RNA, 2109 nt
Organism: Ogataea philodendri
Lineage: Eukaryota; Fungi; Ascomycota; Pichiomycetes; Pichiales; Pichiaceae
Exons: 1
Coding region: 1-2109 (702 amino acids)
Molecular function (GO): NADH dehydrogenase activity
Source: RefSeq, a predicted model, not a curated record